Closterium sp. Naga37s-1 is the source of this 807-nucleotide messenger RNA. NCBI's taxonomy places the organism in Eukaryota, Viridiplantae, Streptophyta, Zygnematophyceae, Desmidiales, Closteriaceae. The record is from the annotation of a GenBank genome assembly.
AUGUUUAUCUGCGGACCUACACAUCCCUUUUCUCUCAUGAUCCGACCCUUACCACCCUUUCCCACCGAUUCCCCCCCCUUCCCACCCACUCCCGCCGUCUCCCACCCCUCCCACUCAUCCUUCCUAUCCUCCGUGCUCACUCUCGCCGCCUCCCAGUCCACGUCAGCAAUGACGCCGGUGCUAAUGUUCACCGAGUGCCGCCCGCCGCCGAACCUCUUCCGCUGCCGCGAUCUGGUGAUGCACGAGGGGCCAAUCUGGCUCUACCACGUGGCACCCGCCGCCAUGCGUGAGCGUCUGCAGCCAAUCGGGUCGUGCCAGCUGGCGCACCCGACGACCUUGGCGGAAGUGGGCAGGGCGGAAGAGGGAGCACAGAAAGGGCGGGAUGCCGCUCGGAGAACAGGAGAAGCGCACGAAGCGGAACUAGUGGAGGCGCCCCAGGAAGCGCGAGGUUCGGCGCGGCAAAUGCUGGAAUCGCGGACACCCCAAGGGUCGCCUCGAGCGGCGCCGCGAGUGGCUUACGCGUCGGUGCUGCACACGACAGAGGACUACGUGUGCGGCGCGAUCGUGCUGGGUAGGAGCCUGAAGAAGAGCAGGACGAAGGUGGACCUGGUGCUGCUGGUGUCGCGGGAAAUCAGCCGCAAGAGCCGCAAGGGACUGAAGAAGGCGGGGUGGCGGCUCAAGGAGAUCGAGCGGAUUCGCAACCCGCGCGCCGUGCCCAAGACUUAUAACGAGUGGAACUACAGGUGCGUGCGGGGAGGGAAGGGAGGGGAAGGGGGUGAGCAGAGGGGGGACAGAGGGGGGAGAUGA